Acaulospora colombiana is the source of this 872-nucleotide messenger RNA. NCBI's taxonomy places the organism in Eukaryota, Fungi, Glomeromycota, Glomeromycetes, Diversisporales, Acaulosporaceae. The record is from the annotation of a GenBank genome assembly.
CAACUUAUGCCCAUUCAACAGCGCUCGUUGGAAAUAAGCUGUACUUUUUUGGUGGACUUCACUUAACUGAAUUGGAUGCACUAUCAUACAACUACGUAUUUUAUCUGGACGUGAGUAAAGACUUUAACACAGCAUCCCCACCGUGGACCGACCUUACAAGCACCGCAGCUAUUCCUUAUGGAAGUACUUGGGCAACGGCCUUCACUGGAGGUCCAAAUAGCACCCUAGUAUUCAUCUUUGGAGGCGGAACCAGAGACCCUAUCACAAAUGUUGACGACUACUCGGGGAUGACUUACCAAUUUGACACUAAUUCCCCAAGCUGGAAAAAAUCCAGCCUCACCGGAAACGUGCCGACGAGACGGAGAGAGAUGCAUGCAGUUCGAGAUACUAGUGGGAAAGCCUAUAUUUUUGGAGGUGCCACUGGUAAUUUUACAGGAUCAUCCACAAAUAUAUGGUUUAAUGAUAUGGUCAUUGUCGACACUAUAUCUAUGUCUUAUUCAACGGGGUCGACUUUAAGUGCACCUCCCUCACGAGUUGACUAUGGCGUAGUAAUCUUACCUAGCGGUCUUAUACUGUAUAUUGGGGGAAGGGAAAGUAUGGGAACAAUAACACAAGAGGUCGCCUUAAGUAAUAUCACCACAUAUGAUACAAAAAGUGCGACGUGGAACUAUGUUGUGUCCGCUGGUGGAUCAACUCUAGGAAAUCGCUAUCAACAUUCGUCAGUUUUAACGCCAGAUGGUUUGGUGAUUUGUUAUGGAGGGACAAAUGACAAUGGUGUAGCCGUUACUCCUCAACUUAUCGUAUUGAACACAACUUCAUCUCCAUAUUCAUGGUUUGCGCCAACAGCUAAUGGGACAUCUCCACCCACCCUA